This is a messenger RNA of Homalodisca vitripennis (glassy-winged sharpshooter), 1421 nucleotides long. Its product is annotated as molybdopterin synthase catalytic subunit 1-like. The record is from RefSeq and is a predicted model, not a curated record. Bases 151 to 603 code for a protein of 150 amino acids. Gene Ontology annotation, cellular component: cytosol. Gene Ontology annotation, biological process: Mo-molybdopterin cofactor biosynthetic process. Lineage: Eukaryota; Metazoa; Arthropoda; Insecta; Hemiptera; Cicadellidae. The transcript has 4 exons. Gene Ontology annotation, molecular function: molybdopterin synthase activity.
GAAGUUGUUGAUAAGUUUGCAUUGAAUGAUAUUAGGGAAAACAUUAUUUUAGCUGUGAAUGAAGAGUAUCCUAUUAAAGAGUCACCUCUAUUGCUGAAAUCAGGAGAUAUUAUUGCAGUAAUCCCACCAUUAAGUGGAGGGUAGAUUACAAUGGAUUACAUUAGACUAGUAGAAUCUCGUCUGAGUGUAGAUGAAAUCUCUGAAUUAGUGAAGUCUCCGAAAUGUGGUGCAAUCUCUCUCUUUAUCGGAACUACAAGAGACAACUUCGACGGUCUUAAGGUGUCAAAGUUACUCUAUGAGGCGUAUGACACAAUGGCAAUGAAGGCGCUAAAGCGGGUCUGCACUGAGAUCAGAAAGAAAUGGCCUGACGUAGAGAACAUCGCAAUAUACCACAGGCUAGGUGAUGUGGCAAUCAUGGAGGCAAGUGUGGUGAUUGCGGUGUCCUCGCCACAUCGGCAAGCGAGUCUUCAAGCCGUCCAAUUUGCCAUAGAGACUCUGAAAGCAUCGGUUCCCGUUUGGAAAAAGGAGGAGUACGAGGAUUCUGAGGCCGGAUCAUCAUGGAAGGAGAACAAGGAAUGUUCCUGGAGCAACCAAUCAUCGUGAUAUACGUUGUUGAGUAGCUUUAAGCUGUUGUUAGAAUUUAUACUAUGUUAGCGCUAAGGUGCAUGCACUAAAUGAAUACAGAAUUUAAAGUUUUGUGAUAUUUUCUCGUACAAUAUAUAUGUAUUUAGUUAGUAAUGUUAUGAUUCAACCUAGCUCAAUCAAGAAAUUGUCGUACGAACAAUACGGGAAUAAGCCGGGAAUGCAACACACUGAGAAAAAUGGGAAUAAACUAUAAAAACCCAUUCUAUAACUGGAAAAUUCCAAACGUAUCUGUCUCUAAAAAAACUUAUAAAAGCAAAAAUUAAUUCAAACAAAUUUUUGGUGUUUUGAUUGAUUACGUUCAUUCUAUUUUGUGAACGUAAUCACAAAAUAAACGUGGCCUGUAUUCAGUGAAAAGAGAUCGAGGAUGAGCAGCUAAUGAUGUUGUUGAUUUGUUUGUUUGUUUAUUUAUGUUUUUUGACAGAGCCUUAUGGAAAAAUGCAUGGUAAAGUGUCCACCUUUAAAUCAAUUUUUUUACUUAUGUCACUAAUAGUAUAGCAGAGUUGCAGAGUUGACCUUGUUCUAGUUAGUCUGAUUGUUGAUUAGUCUCAUCCUUACUUUGCGUCACGUUGUGAUGAAGAAGUAUAAGGCUACUCACUCUCACGAACAAGUUGUGACAAACCGCUGUUUUCUUCGUGUUUGCUUAUUUCACAGCCAAAGGAUAUCUUUUUGUCUAUAAACUCAGUACAGUUAUUGUAAUAAAAAGUUAAGUCAAUUAGUUGUGUUCAUGAAGUGAUUUUGUUCUUGUGUAAUUGUCUUUAAGGCAAGCAAAACAUGUU